This is a messenger RNA of Peronospora matthiolae, 393 nucleotides long. Lineage: Eukaryota; Oomycota; Peronosporomycetes; Peronosporales; Peronosporaceae. The record is from the annotation of a GenBank genome assembly.
AUGAAGCGCAAGGAGCAAGGUGGCGGAAUCGAAGGAGCCGCGCACGGUCAAGCUCAAGCAUUCAUGUCAAGAGACAACAAGCGCAAGGCUCGACCGGCUAAGAAGACCGGUGCGUGCCACAAUUGUGGAAAGCAAGGACAUUGGAUUGCCGAAUGCCCCUCGCGCAUCCAUGAAGACGCUGAUCGACACAGGUACCAGCGUGCAAACAUCGCGCAAGAACCGGAGCUUGGCGAUUACCUGUUCUCGGUUGGUGGUGGCAAGACCAAGUCGAGUUACAUGUGGCUGGUCGAUUCAGGGGCGACGCAGCACAUGACAAGUUCGAAAGAGUUCAUGAGGAACUACAAGGACUUUGGACCAGUAGAUGUGCAUCUUGCUGAUGAUGGAGUUGUAUAA